CUUAGUUAAAACGGCGAUCUCCGGAGCGCUAGUGUACUGCGAAAAACAAAGCGCACAACCGGCACAAGGCACAUCUCCUCACCUUGUAUCUCUUUCUCUUCUCACUUCUCGGCGCGAACCCGGCAAACGUAAAUUGUAAUGAUAAAAGAUAAAAGUGGUUUUCAGUGUUCAACUAUCAACUUCGUCAAUUCAUGCAACAGUUUGUUACUUUUUUAAACGAAGAGAUCGUGUAUUGCAAUUUGAAUAAUAAUGUCGCGAAAAAGAAAAGACAGUUGUGAUGAAACCCCCUUAAAUAGCUAUAUCGACACGUGCGUUAACAAUAUGCAUUUAUUUGAUAGUUUUUCUAAAAAGAAAUCCGGACAAGGCAUUCUUGGAACUUCCAGUGAUCAUGUUACCUCGAACCAAUUUCAAAAUAAUAUAUCCUGUAAGAUCGAAAGUGAUGUUUAUCCGUCUGAUCAAGAAAACAACGAGCCUUACGAAAUUCAAAGCGAUACCGAAGACGAAGAGCAAUGUACGAAAAAUGAAGACCUAUGCUUCGCAUGCGGAUAUAUCUCAGCGUACGAAUUUUUCAGUUUCCCGAUUGAUAUUGAUAUUCGAAAGCAGUGGGCGAAGUUUUGUGAUAUUAGUUUAGAUAAAAUAAAACCACAUUUUCGCCUUUGUGAUGUGCAUUUCAAACCUGAAGACUACCAAAUCUCGACGAAACGUAGAGUAUUGAAGCCGACUGGUAUCCCAACGUUACGACCAAAGCCAACAUUGAGUAAAAAUGCAUCGCAAAAUACCACGUGCAGCUCGGACUUUCGAAGAAACACUACCACCGCCGAUGCUCGUAAUAAACGAUCGUGCAGGAAUUUUAAAGAUAUUACGAAUAAUCAGAACACCAUUCCUCCUAAUGCAGCGAAAUCGACAUCGAAGAAAACCGCGAAACUUGGAAAGUUUCAAAUAUUAGAGAAAAAUUUACGAACCGAUAUCUUCAGAUUAAAAAUACGAUGUUCUAGUCUCGAAGAUACUGUUGCUAACAUUAAAAAUGAAAUCAAGCAACAGGUUGAAGAGUGCUUCGUUACACGAGCAAAUACUGCCGGAAAUGUUGCGAAAGAUAUUCAAAACUUGACUUCAUCGAUUAACGCUUCCACUGAAAAUUCGAGGAACGAUCUUUGUAAUAAAGAAGCACGAACUGAUCAACGUUCUGUGAAAGAUACGCUCGUAGGAUCUGCCGAACAGGUUACCGAAGAUGGUUACACUUCAGAUUCGAGUAUGCCUUCCUUAGAAAUAUCGAUCGACGAUCCUCAGAAAGUAGAAGUAAAACCUGAACUAUUUACCGAAGAAGUUAUGCUCGAUGAACCUACCGAAAAGAUUGCCGAAGAUAAUCACUCUGUAAAUUCGACCGUUUCUCCCCGAGAAAUAUCUACCGACCGUCUUCAAAAUGCGAAGGCAAUCCUUAAACCAUUUUCCAUAAAAGUAACGAACGCAGAAACUUCCAGAAGUGUAACUGAAAAUAAUCGCUACCCUUUGACUACGUCUUCAGAAAAUUCGAAUAGUAGUCCUGGCAGUACAGAGGAUCCACCUGCGCAACAUUUCGAAAAAGUAACGCCUCCGGAACCGGAAAAUUCUGACGAAGAUAGUCAAUCUCCAAAUUCUACCAUUCCUUCCUCAGAAAAGUCGUUUGAGAGUCGUCGUAACGCAGAGGCGCGAGCAGGAUGCUCAAAAAAUCAAGAAAACUCCGGUCAAGGUCGUAUUACUCGAUCUGCAAAACAGAAAAAACAUCUCCCAAGCGUAAAAAAGCCAACGCGAAACUCCAGCAAUGUUUCAAACAAGGCACAGGUACAGAUGCAGAAUCCAUUGCCUUACUGCUGCGAUGUUUGUGGUACGAAGUUUUCCUAUGAAGGUGAUUGGACAAGACAUGAACGAGAACAUUCGAAGCCGUUUCAUUGCCAAGUCUGUGACAAACAAUUUGCUGAUAAAGGCCGUUGUAUUGCGCAUAGAUUGACACAUCGUCAAAAGAAACUCUACAAAUGCAGCACUUGUGACGCACGAUUCAAGUACAAUCACACUAAAUUGGAGCACGAACGGGUACAUACGGAAGGAGCUCGUUUCGAAUGUGCUGAUUGCGGAAAAAAGUUUCCCUAUAAACAUAAUCUCAUUAGACACCUGAAUGUACAUUCCGGUGCGAGUCAGUUUACAUGCCAAACGUGUAGCAAACGUUUCAUUCGGAAAGACCAUCUUACUAGGCACCAACGGACGCAUAGUGAAGAGAAAUCCUUCAAAUGCAGCAUUUGUGACGCGCGAUUCAAGCACAACUACAGUAAAUUGGAGCACGAACGAAGGCAUGUGGAAGGAGCAGGUUUUGAGUGCGACGAUUGCGGAAAAACAUUUUUCGAUAAAUAUCAUCUCAUUAGACACCUGAGAGUACAUUCCGGUGUGAGACCGUUUUCAUGCCAAACGUGUAACAAACGUUUCACUCGGAAAUACCAUCUUACUAGGCACCAACGGACGCAUACGAAACCCUACAAAUGCAGCAUUAGUGACGCACGAUUCAACCACAGUGACAGUAAAUUGAAGCACGAACGCGUGCAUGUGAAAAGGCCUGGUUUUGAGUGCGACAAUUGCGGGAAAAUAUUUUCCAAAAAAUAUCAUCUCAUUACGCACCUGAGAGUGCAUUCCGGUGAGAAACCGUUUUCUUGCCAAACGUGCGGCAAAAGAUUUUCCCAAAAAAGCACUGUUACUGAGCACCAACGGACGCAUACUGGAGAGAAACCCUUCAAAUGCCGCGUAUGCAGCAAACAAUUUAGUCUCCAGAGGUAUAAGGCAAGGCACGAACGUAUCCAAUUGGAGGGCCCUCGUUUUGAAUGUGCCCAUUGCGGCAACAAAUUCCGCUGGAAGAUCACCCUAGCCAAUCACAUAUUAUCGUCUAAAUGUACUUGAAUAUCAAUAAUUGAGUACCUACCUACCUCUAUAAAUUUGUAAAGAUUCGAGUUUGUUUUUAUUUGGUUUGUUUUGUUUUUUUAAAUGUGAAAAAAACUAGACUUGAUACUUGAUGGAUUUUUUAAAUUAAGUUUGUUCUUAGAGAUUGGCGCUGAUUAAAUGCCUAAUUAACCGAUCCGACUUGCAUGUGCUUCUAUGUACUUAUACGGGAAGAAAUACAUGAUGGUAUUUUA
Planococcus citri (citrus mealybug) is the source of this 3152-nucleotide messenger RNA. Its product is annotated as zinc finger protein 567-like. Gene Ontology annotation, molecular function: DNA-binding transcription activator activity, RNA polymerase II-specific; RNA polymerase II cis-regulatory region sequence-specific DNA binding. Gene Ontology annotation, biological process: regulation of transcription by RNA polymerase II. The record is from RefSeq and is a predicted model, not a curated record. Bases 250 to 2919 code for a protein of 889 amino acids. NCBI's taxonomy places the organism in Eukaryota, Metazoa, Arthropoda, Insecta, Hemiptera, Pseudococcidae. Gene Ontology annotation, cellular component: nucleus. The transcript has 10 exons.